AUGAUGCUCGGCGACACCAGCGGCCCUUGGAACGGUGCUGGCGUUCGGCGGGGCUCGAAGCCCGAGCUGUGGUCGAACAUCUGCAAGUUCACAUGCGCGUUUCAAAUGGUCGGGGGUGUGUUUCUGGCCUUCUUGUCCACGACAUACCUGUUUGACUACAUGAUGACAACUGGAGUGAUCAUUGGAGGGCUUCUGUUCAUCAUUGGGGCCAUUGGCUUGGUUGGAUCAUUCAAACAGAACAAAGACUUUCUGAAUUUCCACAUCGUUGGAGCCAUCCUCACCAUAGUGCUCUCAUUCCAAUUUGCCGGACAGGUGCACAACCCUUGUUAUGACACCAAAGCCAAGUGCUGUGGCUGCACACUUGUGGUACUGUCCAGUACAACAUACCAUUCUCCUCAGCACACAGAGGCAAAUAGAUUCUGGUGUCCACAGGCUCUUCCACUGUUCGGUUGUGCCCACCUAGCUAUGCUUCUUAUUGCUGAAGGCAUGCAUGAUGCAUAA
Messenger RNA from Ostreobium quekettii, 501 nucleotides. The record is from the annotation of a GenBank genome assembly. NCBI's taxonomy places the organism in Eukaryota, Viridiplantae, Chlorophyta, Ulvophyceae, Bryopsidales, Ostreobiaceae.